AUGAGUAAUCUAUUAAUGAGCGAGAAAUGUGACUGCGUGGGAUUGACCACGCAGCAUCCAACAAAACAUCAUUUGGAAAAUUAUAAUAAUUAUCAUCAAUUUGUUCAAAAGCGUAGGAAAUUAAACAAGGACAGUUUUAAUAGCCAGUCACAACCAAUUCAAUAUGUAGAGGAUAAUUUAAAUUUAGCGAAUCCUCAAGUAAAGCCACAAGAAAAGAUUUUUUCUCAAAAAUCUGUGGCCUCGUUUCCCACUCAUCGUCCACCUUCACAUUUUGGUCGAGAGUUUUGCGGGAGUUUGUGCAGGUCUUUAAAAGCUAUGCCAAAUAAAACAUGUUAUUGUUCUACGGAGUCUUACUCCGAUCCUACUCGAUAUGGAAUUACAGAUAAGACAUUACGGCAUUUUCCCAAUUCCGCUGUUCCGAUAUCUUCUGUAUAUAGUCCCACUACAUUUCAUACAUUUCAUUCGACUUCACAACAACAAACAAUGACCAAUAAUAAUGAUUACUUUUCAAGAAGAAUUGACCAGAACCCAUGUGUGAUAAAUAAUCAAUAUCAAAAUUUUAAGAAUAUGAUUCCUGUUUCUGUCAAUGUAACCAAUAACAAAAUCGUUCGAGAUCUUUUACCGGUUACUAAUCACCCUGAUGCUCCAAAAAACGAUAAUCAAGAAUUCUCUAUUCUCAAUAUAAUCCCAACCUUGAUAAGAGAAAAAGGUAGAAAGGCAGCAUUCGUUGAAAACUUAGUCGACACGGCUUGUCUUAUUGUGGAGGUAAUUUGGGCCAAUUUCUCAGUUAGUCCAAGCGCAAAAAUUAUUAGUCUACGUGUAUUCAUUCAGGAAACUUUGAGACGUUCGCGUACCUCUUAUUCAACGCUUCAGACCGCAUUAUUUUAUUUAAUCCGAAUAAAAUCCGAAAUAGCUAAUUUAUCUCGGUGUACUGAAUACUUGUCAACACCAGUAUCCGAAAACCCACCAAGUGUGAAACAAAAUUCAAGUCAAAACAAUGAUCCGGCAACAUGUGGUCGGCGCAUGUUUUUAGCAGCUUUGAUCGUCGCUUCAAAAUACCUCCAAGAUCGGAACUAUUCUAAUCGUGCCUGGUCUAAAAUGUCAGGUCUUCCGGUCAAUGAAAUCAAUACGAACGAAAUCUGUUUUCUCAAGCUUAUUGAUUAUAACCUUUUCGUGGCUGAAAACAAAUUUAAGCGUUGGAGUAGUCUUUUACUAACGCAUAUACAAGCUAUUUCAGGAACUGAUAUGUCAAAUCCGGAAGCAUUUAGAAUAGCGAGUAAUAGAAGAAAAGUUGUAAGAUUUCGCGAUACCUUAAAACUUUUAGAUCCAAAGACCAUAGAAAAUAUAAAUGACAAUUUUGGAGUAUAUCCCAUCACACCUGCAGAAAAUGUAUCCAAUUAUGUUCAAAAAUCAAAAUGGAACGAAAUUUGUAAUUUUGGAUUACAUAAUUGUAAACUUGAACAUAAUCAUAGUCAUUCAUUAGACAAGUUGUCACCCAAUGCUGAAUAUUUAAAUCAGCAAUGUCAUUUGUCGUCACAUAAUCCUAAUUUUGGAAAUGCAAUCAAUUAUGGAACUGUAUAUAAUAAUAAUCAAAUGUUGGCCAAUAAUUAUGAUAACAACUUUGAAGGAUGCCAAAAUAAUAGGAUAAGAAGAAUCCUUGUGCGAUCUUUUGCAUGA
This is a messenger RNA of Scutellospora calospora, 1677 nucleotides long. NCBI's taxonomy places the organism in Eukaryota, Fungi, Glomeromycota, Glomeromycetes, Diversisporales, Gigasporaceae. The record is from the annotation of a GenBank genome assembly.